AGUUCCAGCCCAUGUUUGGAAAUGUUUACUCUGUGGCGCUGUCUGUCAAGCAGAAACCUCUACGUUGUGCUCUUGGGACCAGCUAGUGCACCGUUAGGUGUCCAUUGGAAUUUAAUCUCGAGGGAGAUCAUUAAACUAACUAUGGCACAAGCGAAAAUCCACCAGGCUAAAAUGAUUGAAGCCGCUAAUGGCAAAUUCAGCAGAUCAAUGUCUAUGGCAGAUCGCUCCGGACGACUUCUUGAAAGUUUGGACCAGCUGGAAAUAAGGGUGGAGGCUUUACGCGAAGCCGCAACUUCAAUGGAACAGGAGAGAGAGUGCUUACUUGAUAUGAUCCAGUCCAUAAAGAAUAGUGAAGAAAUGCGCAGUAUUUGUGACGGAGAGAGAGAGGAACUAUCUUUAACUGCUAACCGUCUUCUGGGUAGGACGCUGACAGUUGAAAUAUCAGUGGAAAUCAUUAGAAACUCCACACAAGAGGAUGCCCUACGCAAGGCUACCUCUUUGAUUGAUGAGCUUGCUGCAAAGUUGCUUGAUGACAUGGAUGGGGCCAGAAAGGGCCUGAUGGCACUGCACGCUGCCUGUGUGACCGAGGCACCACCGGUUCCUAUCGAUACAAAAUUCCAGACGAUCGUCAUCACCUGCGCCCUGGAAGAUCAGAAAAAAAUCAAGAGGAGGCUGGAAACUCUGAUAAGGAACGUGGAUAAUGCUGAGAAGAAUAUCAAGAUAAUGGAUCAUCAGAAAGUGGAUGACUUAAACAGUGCCAAUGGCAAAUGAAGGCACUCAUACUGAUUCAACCCCCCUAAUAGCCCUAACUAAUAGAAAGUCAUAAUAUAUUGGGAGACCAAACUCCUCAUUACCAUGCUAUUAUUUCCCAUAAUUAGUGAAAGAUAGCAUCCACCCGUCUUCCUGUCAUGGCACAAGGCGUCCAUACUAAAGUACAGGUCUACCUAGACUGGAUAAAGUACAGGUCUACCUAGACUGGAUAAAGUACAGGUCUACCUAGACUGGAUAAAGUACAGGUCUACCUAGACUGGAUAAAGUACAGGUCUACCUAGACUGGAUAAAGUACAGGUCUACCUAGACUGGAUAAAGUACAGGUCUACCUAGACUGGAUAAAGUACAGGUCUACCUAGACUGGAUAAAGUACAGGUCUACCUAGACUGGAUAAAGUACAGGUCUACCUAGACUGGAUAAAUAUAGUCUGUUCUAUAUAACUUGAACCUUUAAAGUGCUUUGCCUUGAACAUUUGAUAAGUCCUUAUGACUACCACUGUAUUCUACUACCACUAAUGUCACAUUCAAACCCUGUCACCAUAAAUAUUGCAUAUAAAAAAGUUUUACACAUCUUAACAUUA
Oncorhynchus mykiss (rainbow trout) is the source of this 1351-nucleotide messenger RNA. RefSeq names its product BAG cochaperone 2 (gene bag2). Gene Ontology annotation, molecular function: adenyl-nucleotide exchange factor activity; protein-folding chaperone binding. NCBI's taxonomy places the organism in Eukaryota, Metazoa, Chordata, Actinopteri, Salmoniformes, Salmonidae. Gene Ontology annotation, biological process: protein stabilization. The record is from RefSeq and is a predicted model, not a curated record.